Tremella mesenterica DSM 1558 is the source of this 603-nucleotide messenger RNA. RefSeq lists its product as uncharacterized. Lineage: Eukaryota; Fungi; Basidiomycota; Tremellomycetes; Tremellales; Tremellaceae. The transcript has a single exon. Bases 1 to 603 code for a protein of 200 amino acids. The record is from RefSeq and is a predicted model, not a curated record.
AUGUCGGAUCAAUCCAGCAGUGGAAGGAAGACAAGUAUGGAGAGUAUGACAAGUCAGAGCAGCUCCGCCAGUCAUAUAGCUCCCAUCAAACCCUUCGUCGGCCUCGACAUCAAGCGACAGUCAGACUUCCGCGGAGACAGCGCUUCACCCAUUUCACCCAAGAACGUCCAGUAUGGCGAUGGAGCGUCGACAACCAGUCCAUCAUUGACAUCGGAAUCAGAACAAUCGGUUCCUAGUAGCAGCGAAAUUGCCACUCCCAACACAUCCACCGAAGGGUCCCCUCCGAUGGCAAUGUCUCCUAUCAACUCCAACCCCUCUUCACCUCCCAAAGACCAAACGACCCCUCGGGCAGAGUUGGCCGCUCCAGUCUGGCCUUUGUCGACCGUGAAGUCCGUCUCCCUUGCACAAAAGAUUCAGGAUCGUCCGACUGCUCUGGGUCUGGAUACGCCUUCCAGCUCGAAUCCUCAGUGUCAUAAUGAAUCGAGUGAUGUGCCCUUCCCCGGCCGGCUCAUUUUGGGACAAGAAGAGAAGGCGGGUCCAUCGCGCUCUGUAAGCAAUGUCUUGAAGAGGGAAGGAAGUUGGAGAAAAAAACAUGCUAGGUGA